AUGCCGAUAUUCUGCUCCUCCUCCUGCGGUGAGCCAAAGAACCGAAUUCUUCGACUGAUCAACUGUGAGCAGGAGACGGAGACUGCUAGGAAAUGUAAGCAGUUCAAUCCAAUUUGGCACUCGGAGGAAAGGCGAUGGGCUCUGCAAAAUGGAAUCAUGUUAAGGCACCUGGCCAACAUAGUACAGAAGCCAGUCGAUCAGGUGUCCAGAUUCAUGUUUGAGCUAACUAUGAAAAAGUUUGGCGAGAUAACUAAUCCAAAAUGUUCGCGUUGGACCCAUUGCCGAGUGCCGUUCGUUAGGCCUGACACUUGUGUGCUCUACGAUGGAAUUUUCGAUCGUGAGGGCAAUCUUCGCCAAGUAUUUCAUCCGUACAUUCAACAGUUAGUGGUUUCAAUAUUGGAUCACUACUUAAAUAUGCCGUGCGAGGUAGAAGAGCCGCAUAGUAAAAGACCAGAGUAUGCGAUGUUUAGCAGCAGGAAGGGAACAACUUGUGACUAUGAUCGCAAAGGUAACCAUGAUCGCAGAGGUGACUAUGAUCGCAAAGGUAACUAUGAUCGCAGAGGUGACUAUGAUCGCAAAGGAAACUAUGAUCGCAGAGGUGACUAUGAUCGCAAAGGUAACCAGGAUCGUAAUGGUAACCGUGAUCGUAAUGGUAACUACGAUCGCAAUGGUAAUUAUGAUCGUAGUGGUAGCUAUGAUCCUAGUGAUGAUCGAAAUGAUCGUAAUUAUAGUACUGAUGGCACUUAUGAUGAUGAUGAUCAUCAUGGUAAAGGUAACUCCGCCCGCAAAGGUGGCGUUGGUCAAGAUCGUCGUAACAGAGACAUUGCGGAAAUUUCAGACUUGUACUCAGAUGUUGUGGAAAACAAAAAGCAGUUGAUUAAGAAAAAACCACCACCAAAGAAGAAGGCUUUCAAAGGCGAGGGAGCACAAUAUUUGGGUGUGAUGCUACCAGUAUUAAUGCACGAGCCAUUCGAUGAUCAGAAGCCGUGGACAUGGAUCCGACGACAUCCCCAACAACCACGGCUGCUCGAAGGAGUUAAAGUGGGACGUGCCAAGAUACAUAAGUACAGGCGUCACACCCUAGAGUUACAAAUUAAAACGGCAAGAAGAGAUCAAUCAAUACGAACGAUGUAUGAUGUUAAGGAUCAUCCGUCGAUCAUUUCUGUUGACAUGUUUGGCAGGGCUGAAAAGCCAAAGAAGGGUAUACCACUGGUGACAGCGUACAACUAUAAAAAGCUAUUGAUCAAGUCACAACCGAUAAAAUGA
Messenger RNA from Drosophila hydei, 1266 nucleotides. RefSeq lists its product as uncharacterized. The coding region runs from base 1 to 1266 and encodes 421 amino acids. The transcript is spliced from 2 exons. NCBI's taxonomy places the organism in Eukaryota, Metazoa, Arthropoda, Insecta, Diptera, Drosophilidae. The record is from RefSeq and is a predicted model, not a curated record.